This is a messenger RNA of Aedes aegypti (yellow fever mosquito), 2185 nucleotides long. RefSeq lists its product as uncharacterized. Lineage: Eukaryota; Metazoa; Arthropoda; Insecta; Diptera; Culicidae. The transcript has 3 exons. The coding region runs from base 216 to 929 and encodes 237 amino acids. The record is from RefSeq and is a predicted model, not a curated record.
UUGUCUUCAAGUCACAGUUCACCGGUUGCUUUCCAACAAUUAACACAGCAAGGAGAAGCUCCUCUGCAGCAGUGCGAGAGAGUGGUAGUGUGUUAAGUGUUUCCUCUUAGAGAGAUUUAAAAAGACUUUGCAAGGCAAGUCCCCAGUCAGUGUGGUGUCCGCCGAGAACCCCGGAAGAUAUCCAGCAGAAGAAAAUAAACGUCUCCAGUUGCAAAAUGAAGCAGUUUGUUGUGUUGUUUGCCGUUUUGGCCGUAGCGGCCGCCGCGCCCCAGUCGGAAACCGACGGAUUAUUGACCAGCGCACUCAAGUUCGUCAAGGACUGCGGCGACAAGUCGAUGGUGCUCUGCGUCAAGGAACGUGCCUUGCAGUAUGUGGAAGGUGUCCAGGGUGACAUCGAGAUCACCGAAGGAAUCAAGCUGGUCGAAACUGAGAAGCCCGCCGCCGGAGGACGCUCGUUGAACGAAAUCGACCUGCCAGCCGAGCCAGAAGCCCGCGAAUCCGAAAUCGACAGCCUGCUGGUCGACCGCGCCGCCCGUUUCCUCGGAUCGCACACCCUGCAGUUCAAGGUUCCCAAGGACUCCAUUGAGGACAUGCAGCGCUCCCUGGAUGAAGCCCGUGGCAAGAAGAAGAAGGUCAAGAAGCUGCUCCUCCCUCUGCUGUUGCUGUUCAAGCUGAAGGCCGCCGCCCUGCUCCCAUUGGCCAUCGGUUUCCUGGCUCUGAUCGCCUUCAAGGCUCUGAUCGUCGGCAAGAUCGCCCUGAUCCUGUCCGCCAUCAUCGGCCUCAAGAAGCUGUUCGACAAGAAGCCAGAGCAGAGCUACGAAGUCGUCGCCCACCCGCACUACUCGCACUCGACCUCCUUCGACGAUCACCACGGAUACGCUCGUUCCCUGGAUGCCCAGAACCUGGCUUACUCCGCUCACCCCCAGUAAGAAGAGCCGCUUGCCAUAACAAGUUCUGUGUGUAGCGAGAAUUUGAGCCAACCCUCAGUUCCCCCGAGUUCCCACCCCAAAAGAAGCGCGAGUCCUCUGGAACACACCCUGCUCUCCUUCGGCCCAGUCGGAAUCCUCCAGAAGGAAACCACACUCACAUCCACACACACACCCCUCACACAAUCACACCCACAUAGUUAAGUAGGUUACAAUUCGCCGCGGUCAUCCCGAUGGAUCCCAAGGAACGCAAGCGCUCAAAGAGACAACCCCCGCCGGACGGCUUCAGCCCCCUGGCGAAAGGGUGUGUUACAUGCUCAAACUACCCCUUACUCCCCCCAAAAACCCUCCCCCCGCUAACAUGACCACUCUCUUAGAUUAAUUUAAUUUAUUUUGCGAUGAUGCGAUGAGAUGCAGCAGUUGACGACGAAAAACGCGUAUUUAAUAAUUUAUUUUGCUCGAGAAUAUUUAUUUAGAGAUUAUUUGUUUUUAGGUAGUAAUUUUCUUCUUUCUCGAACCAGAAAACCUCAACAACUUCUGUCAACUCGUCUAACCUCUAUCGCUCUGUGUGACUUUAGCUCCUUCUUCUCAAGUGCCUCCUAACUCUUAAAAAACACUGUAAUACCAAAUAAUGCUCACACACGAUCACGAUCAAGAUUAGAUUGACCUCCAGGCGAUUCCUGGAUCUCCGGACUCGAAAUCCGACCGGGAGUCUGCCGCAAGCUAAACGUACUCGUGAAAUGUUAAAGUUUAUAUUAAACUGUAGUAGCGACUUCUGUUACGCGAAAAAUUAGUCCUUUCUUACUCUUAAACUCUCUUUAAGGAGCGGGGCUUGCCACCUGCUCCGGAACUCUACCAAAACACUCAUACUCAAGAUAGCAUCUAACUCUUCUCUACCUCGGAUCUCCUCCAAGAGCGUCCCCUUCUGGGCGUAGCAUUUUCUCUCAAUUUUUCUCGUUUAAAACUCCAAAUAACUGAAUUCUUCAUUCUCAAACGCUCGUUCUUCGCGUGUCUCCCCCCUUUCAAUUCUCAUUUUCUCUCUCCUUUCUCUCUCAAACUACUGUUCUCUAGCGCGUUCCUCUCUUCAUAAUCCUAACUUUCCUUCCCUUCGCACGCUGCGGAGCGCGCCCUUUUCCUCCGGAAAGGAAAAAGCUUACACAAUCUUAAAAACAAAUAUCUACCCUGAACAAAAACGUCACCCCGUUUUGUAAGAAUGAUCUGUUCUGUUAUUUAUUGUUUAAAUUAUUGAAAGAAAAAAA